Messenger RNA from Lecanosticta acicola, 774 nucleotides. NCBI's taxonomy places the organism in Eukaryota, Fungi, Ascomycota, Dothideomycetes, Mycosphaerellales, Mycosphaerellaceae. The record is from the annotation of a GenBank genome assembly.
AUGCCGCUUCUUGCAGUCCGCAGCGCGGUAGAUCUGCAAUGCAACGCUUCUUUGGUCAACGGGACAGGCCUCAAUCUCCAAGAAUCGAUAUCAAACGUCCAGAGCUUCUGCCAGAGCUUCGCUUCUCAGACGAUUGGUACCGGAGAGAAUCGAACGACUACCUACAAGCCUUUGCUCGGGAAUUCCAAUAUGCAGAUGUCAAUUACACUUACCGAUGAUUGUGGAUCUUCGACGACAUACACUAUUGAUCAAACGGGUUGUCAGAGCCUUUUCUAUCGACUUCUCGACUCAUGUCCAACGCAACACAAGAAGGGCGCUUUGGGCUACUAUGGCGGGACCAUUCAGGACGCUUGUGCGACCUACACGCUUACCACGGAAAUUGAGGAGCAGAUUCUCUGCGGAUCAAACCCUUAUCACGACUCUUCAGACAUCUACAUCGAAGCGAUGAACAAAGCAAUCCACGAAUACUGCUCUUCAUCGUUGACGAUAACACCCAACUUUGUGCGACCAAACGGUUUCCAAACGACGAUCCCACACGGACAGAGUUUCGCGAAUGCGAUCAUGGAAGACGGAUUGGUUGUGAAGAUUGUUACGCAGUUCAAUGAAUUAGGCCAAGAAGGCUGUUCGGCCAGUAAAAGGUUCAGUACGAAGGGAAGCGAGUGUACAAGGAGGCUGGAGGGUAUCCGAGACCGGUGCGGUGCGAUCGGAGGCGUGCUAAGGGAGAAUGGCGCCAACGGAUGCGUGGCCUGGACGGUCUGGGGACGAAAGGCUUGA